Molecule: messenger RNA, 2504 nt
Organism: Nerophis ophidion (straightnose pipefish)
Lineage: Eukaryota; Metazoa; Chordata; Actinopteri; Syngnathiformes; Syngnathidae
Gene: pold2
Product: polymerase (DNA directed), delta 2, regulatory subunit
Exons: 10
Coding region: 289-1707 (472 amino acids)
Biological process (GO): DNA strand elongation involved in DNA replication; DNA replication
Cellular component (GO): delta DNA polymerase complex
Molecular function (GO): DNA binding
Source: RefSeq, a predicted model, not a curated record
UCUCGUUCAAAGAAGCCAACGUAAAUGUUCCGGGUAAAAGUGGGAGUUCUACCCUGCAGAACAUCUCUGAUAGAGCGAGGUUUUCGCGGGUAGUUCUCAAUUGGCGCGGUCAGAAAACAUUCAUUUGAACAUGUUUAACUUGGUGUUUGGGGCUAACAUUUGAAGAGGACUGAGGUCAUUAAGGACCUUGUCUGCUAAGCUUAUAGUCGUGUUUUUGGUGGAAAGCGCUCAAUUCAUUUGUGACUUGGCUAACAUUUUCGGCUAGCUAACAACUGGCCUCUGGCUAUCAUGUUUUCCGAGCUGAGUGCCCCGAGAGACGGCUCCUCUCUCCUGUGCCGCCCGACAGAGGACCAGGACCAGGCCCCAGUCUUCGAGAGGGCUUCCCCGGCCUACAGCCCCCACUCGGAGCGCUUUGGAGUUGGGGCACGGAGCUUCGGUCGUCAGUAUGCUCAUAUUUACGCUGCUCGACUCAUGCAGAUGAGACCGUUGCUCGCGGAAAAAGCCCAACAAAAGUGGGGAUCGAAUGUACUCGUCCGUCAACUGUGUGAUCUUCAGACUGGAGAACAGUGUUGUAUUGUGGGAACGUUAUUCAAGCGUAUGGACUUACAGCCAUCCAUCCUUAAGGAGAUCAGUGAGGAGCACAACCUGCUGCCCCAGCCUCCCCGAGUUAAAUUUAUCAGUGACAGCGACGAGCUUAUCCUGGAGGACGAGCUUCAGAGAAUCAAACUAGAAGGCAAAAUUUACAUAGAUAAGUGUGUGACAGGUAGCGUCAUUGUAAUAUACGGAGCUGAGAGGAAUGAUGGCAAGUUCACAGUGGAGGACUUCUGCACAGCUGGUCUCCCAAUGCAGACUGCAAGACCCACACUGAGUGCAGAUAGAUUUGUGCUCUUGGUCUCAGGACUCGGUCUCGGAAGCAGUCAUGCUGACAGCAUGCUUGGACUACAGCUGCUGGUGGACAUGGUCACGGGUCAGCUCGGGGAACAGGGGGAGCAGAGUGGGGCAGCGACAAUAUCAAGAGUGUUGAUGGCGGGAAACCUCCUAAGUGAGAGCACACAAGACAAAGAUGCCUCGACCAAGGCCAAAUACCUGACCAAGAAGACUCAAGCUGGCAGUGUAGAGGCCAUUCGCUUGUUGGAUGAGCUAUUGCUACAGCUUGUGGCAUCAGUCCCAGUGGAUGUAAUGCCCGGCCAGUACGACCCCACCAACUACACGCUGCCUCAACAGCCUUUGCACCGCUGCAUGUUCCCUCUGUCUUCAGUCUACCCAACUCUAAAGUUGUCCUCCAACCCGUACCAGGCCACUGUGGAUGGAGUGAGAUUUCUUGGAACCUCCGGUCAGAAUGUCAGCAACAUUAUGCAGUACAGCAGCAUGAACAGUCACCUGGAGAUUCUAGAGGAAACACUACGAUUGCGCCACCUCGCUCCAACAGCACCAGAUACCCUCGGUUGUUACCCAUUUUACAUGAAAGAUCCGUUCAUCUUGGAAGAGUGUCCUCAUGUUUACUUCAGCGGGAACGCCCCUGCCUUCGAGUCAAAGCUUCUUUCAGGUCCUGAUGGCCAGGAAGUCCUCUUGGUCACCGUCCCAAAGUUCAGCAGCACCCAAACAGCAUGCCUUGUCAACUUACGCACUCUUGAAUGUGAGCCAGUCAGCUUCUCCGCUUUUUCUGCUGGUGACGAUGACGAGAGCGAGAUGAACAUCAGCCACUGAGGGUCCGUAAUAACGUUUAACAUAAUGCCCACACAUGUACAGUAUUAUGAAAGGAUUUCUUGGUAACAUACAAUCUUUCAAGGUUAUUAAAAUUGACCUUUAUUUGAAACUUAAUUUCUCACACAUGUAUGAAGAAACACUGUCAGACUUCAUUUCAUAUAAAGUAUAUUUUUCAUGGGUGAAAACGGAGUAAAGAGUUACAUGUGGUGUAAAAACAAAUUGUUUUUUUAUUGUGCAUCUACAACAAAAUUCAUGUAUAAAAAGCUUUAAUAUUGUGUCAAAGAUCCAGCAUGAACAAUCCAACUGAUAAAGAUGGUUAAUGUCAGUGAAGGAUCAUAUUUUCAAGUGUAACAGUAUAUAAUUAACAAGGUUAAAGUAAGUUACAGACAUGACCCAACUUUGUUUUACAAUAGACACAAAAGCCAAAUUCCUACCAAGCAGUACAGUUUGUCACUUUGGUAUUGUACAGUCUUUUUUCUUUUUUCCAUUUUCUAAGGUUUAAUACCAACUGUUACCAUAGUGUGGAAUGGUGGGUCGUAGGUUGAACAUAGAGUUGGAAAUAUUUUCAUCAUACUUUGGUAUAAGACUUUUACCAGCUGUUCUCUUUUAUGGCGCCGGACCGAGUCAUGUACAUACUCUGUUUCAUUAAUAAGUCGCACUGUUGUUUUAGCUGAUAGUCCUCAUCAUCCUGCCUGCAAACCCCAUGGUAAGAGUAAACAGAACAGAUCAGGGCUUUCUAUUCCAAACUGUGCUGCUUGGUUGAGCUCGCUUUCUGGAUUGUUGUAGCUCAGAAUAUG